AUGAAGGUGACAUCUCUUCUCGCGCUGGGCACGUUGGCGCUUGCCGCUCCCACCUCCUCCAGUGAGCAAGGCGUCAAGAUCCCCCUGUUGAAGCGAGGGUCAACCUUGCAGACCAACAGCGAUGGCAGCCUGAAUGUCCACUGGUUUUUCAACCAUCUCCGACACACUCUACUGAAGUACAACAAGCGCUUCAGCUUACCCGAGUUCCUCCUCGAGUCGAGCGGACUGCUCAAGCGUGAUACCGACGCCUCAGAGCCCUUGAUCGAUCAGAACGAAAGCGGUACUGAUGAAUUAUACUACGGCAGCGGCUUCGUCGGGGCUGCCAAGCAGGUCUUCACCUUCGACUUCGACACCGGCAGCAGCGACACGUUCGUGCCCGGCCCGACGUGCGGUACCGCACAGGGCUGCGUCGGCAGCACCAAGUACAACCAGCAGGGCGUGAACCGCGGCAACAAGACGACCAUCACCUACGGCUCGGGCCAGGUGGUCGGCAACAACUACCUCGACAGCGUCACGAUCGCGGGCCUGACGGCCGCGAACCAGAACAUCAUCUCGCUGACCAACGCCACGGGCUUCAGCAACACCGCCGCGGACGGGCUCAUGGGCAUGGCUUUCCCGGCCAUCUCCAACUCCAAGUCGAGCCCGUUCUUCUUCACCCUGAUCAACCAGGGCAAGGUCAGCCCGACCGAGUUCUCGUUCUACCUCGGACGGGCCCGGUCCGGGACGGCGGGCAACAGCGAGAUGUUCUUGGGCGGUCGCAACGAGGCCAAAUACACCGGCGCGUUCACCUCGGUCCCGGUGACGUCGCAGACAUACUGGCAGGUGGCCAUUGACGGCGCCAAUGUUGGAAGUUCGGGCGUAAUUGCAAACACCGCAGGCCAGGCCGCCAUCGACACUGGCACCACCUUGAUCAUCGCGCCAACCGCCGCUGCCUUUGCCCUCUACGCAAAGAUUCCCGGCGCCUACCCGAUCCCGUUCCUCGGCGGAAGCACUCAGCUCUUCGCAUACCCGUGCAAUUCCAAGCCGGCGGUGUCGCUGACGUUCGCGGGCAAGAAGUUCGCCAUCAACGACCAGGACUUCAACUUCGGGACUGCGAGCGAGGCGUUGGGGUUCUUCGGCUUCCUGUUCCCGGGGCAGUGCUUGGGGGGCAUCGCCGGCGCAGACCUGAUCCCGGGGAAGAGCCUGUGGAUCGUCGGCGACACUUUCCUCAAGAACUGGUACUCGACGUACAAGUAUGUGUCGCCGACCAGCGCGUCGGUGGACUUCGCCAAAGCUGUGUAG
Molecule: messenger RNA, 1281 nt
Organism: Dissoconium aciculare CBS 342.82
Lineage: Eukaryota; Fungi; Ascomycota; Dothideomycetes; Mycosphaerellales; Dissoconiaceae
Product: aspartyl protease
Exons: 4
Coding region: 1-1281 (426 amino acids)
Biological process (GO): proteolysis
Molecular function (GO): aspartic-type endopeptidase activity
Source: RefSeq, a predicted model, not a curated record